UAAAAUCCCCGAGUAAUGUGGGCCCAUACGCUAAGCAAUCCUUAUCUCGACGUGAACGCCGAUCCAUGUGGCCACGUCAAAGGCUCCAACUUUGAUCACAAUCGACGGUUCAGAUCUCCCUUAACCCCAACAAGUUGUUCGACUUUUAACGCUCUGGCAUCGUUAAAUAUGACCUCUGUGGGGCGUAGUUGUAUCUCUUACUCCGAGAUCUGGUCAUCGUUGGGAUCUCCAUACGCCGGAUCUGCUAAAAUACGCUUGAUCCAUAUGGGCCUCCUCGACCACUUGUGGGACGACACCGUCGCCGGCCCAAGGCCGGAAAACGGUCUCGGCAAGCUCCGAAAACACCACACCUUCACUUUCCGACCUAGCUCCGGCAAGGAAACGGAGGGCGGGAGCGUGAGAUCGUACGGAGACGAAUCGUCGGAGGAAGCGACGAGAGUGACGCGUAGUAUCAUGAUCGUGAAACCGCCCGGGUACCAGAGUGGAUCGCCUCCGGUUUCUCCCGCCGGUUCUACUACUCCGAUUUCUCCGUUUUCCGGUAAGGAGGAAAAGAUUCGUUUCGGUUUCGAAGAAGGUCGGCAUCAGAUGCGUACGAGAAGAGAGGGCAGAACAGAUCAGGCCCUUCUUCUCCUUUCGAUGUGUGAGAAAUGAGAGUCGCAUUUUCUCGUACCCGAAAGCUGAGGAUGUAGUCUUUUGGCCUAUGCUGUAUUCAUUUUUGUUUAGAUCUCCGUUUGCAUGUAUGAAUGUAUGUAAGGAAUGAGUUGAGGUUAAGGUUGUGCCACAGUUCUGCCAGUUCACGCGAGGUAGCUUUUUGGUUUAGCUUCUUUAAGUCUUUACUUAGGUGAGCUGCGUAGUGGCUGGCAAAUUGUAAGUAAGAAAGUGUAAGGGUAGAGUAGCGGUGUAUCUUAUUAUUAUGUAAUGUAUAUUUAUAAUUAAUAAGCCAUUCUGCGUUUGUUGGUAGUGUUCA
Glycine soja is the source of this 967-nucleotide messenger RNA. Its product is annotated as dormancy-associated protein homolog 3-like. The coding region runs from base 16 to 651 and encodes 211 amino acids. The record is from RefSeq and is a predicted model, not a curated record. The transcript is spliced from 3 exons. Lineage: Eukaryota; Viridiplantae; Streptophyta; Magnoliopsida; Fabales; Fabaceae.